Molecule: messenger RNA, 4167 nt
Organism: Lacerta agilis (Sand lizard)
Lineage: Eukaryota; Metazoa; Chordata; Lepidosauria; Squamata; Lacertidae
Gene: ADAMTS5
Product: ADAM metallopeptidase with thrombospondin type 1 motif 5
Exons: 8
Coding region: 711-3494 (927 amino acids)
Biological process (GO): proteolysis; extracellular matrix organization
Molecular function (GO): metalloendopeptidase activity; zinc ion binding
Source: RefSeq, a predicted model, not a curated record
CCGGUGUCUGAUUAAACGAGAAGGAAGUGUGGGAGUGGAGGCUUGCGAAGCUCUCCCUUUAAGAGGCAGCCUGCAAUGACGAAUUGUUGAAAUUGCCAUUGCAGGAUGGCAUUCCACUAUAAAUUCAUUGUUCCACCUCCUCUCAUCUUCACAGCUCUCGCUCUUCUCCUCUUGUUCACAUCGGCGGACUGGGGAUAACGCCGCCGCCACCAAACACCCAUUAAACUCGGAGAGGGAGGAGGGGGAACCUUGAGAAUCUGGGACCUUUCUCCCACCCCCUGACCAGCAAGGGAGGGCUUGUUUUCUCCUACCUCUCUCUCUCUCACACACACACAUUCACUCACUCACUCUUUCUGCCGUCCGCCUCUCCAAACCAACUCAUCAACCCAAAAAACAAGGGGACGGAGGAAGCCGGCGAGAUCCUCGGAGCUGUGCCAGAGCCGAUCUCGCUCCCGUCGGAUGACUCGGUGGCCGAGAGAGAGAGCGAGAGAGAGCGAAGCGCAAAGUCCCAACUUCUCCGAUGCCUCCUGGCUGCUGCGAGAGCCCCGUCUCCCUUCCACCGAUGCGCUCUUGACUCGUCCGGCAAAGACAUUCUCCAGCCUUUUGUUUUCAAGCAGCCUGUCCCGUUUGCGCCCCGAUCUGCCCGAUCUCCCGCCCGGAUCGCGGACCCGGCAAUCGAUUAUCCGGCUGCUGUUGCUGCGGAGCCCACCAUGCUGCUGAAGUUGUCUUGCCCUCCACUGCCGGCGCUGCUGCUGCUUGCAAGCUUGCAAGCGGCUGCCUCGGCCGCCGGAGUUUCCCCGGCAACUUCAGCACCUGCCUAUGAUAAAGCUGUGCAGCUCUCCAAAGUAGCAGCAGCAGCGCCGCCGCCGCCGGGCGCCGCGCCCCCCUUCUUCGUCCCGGAGCAGCAGCAGCAGCCACGCGGGUCCAGCGGCCUCGUGGAGCGAGUGGACCAGACGUACUCGGGGGGCGGCAAGGUGGGCUACGUCUUGUACGCCGGCGGGCAGCGCUUCCUGUUGGACUUGGAGAAGGACGCCCUGCUGGGCUCCGCGGAGCAGCUGCUCCAGGGCAAGGGGCGCUGCUACUACCGCGGAACCGUGGACGGCAGCGCGCAGUCCUUGGCCGUCUUCGACCUUUGCGGCGGCUUGGACGGCUACUUCGCGGUCAAGCACGCCCGCUACACCGUGAAGCCGCUGCGUCUGGCAGACGACGGCGGGGAAGGGGCCGAGGAGGAGGAAGAGGCCGCCCGAGAACGCAUCUACGACGGGGAGUCCGCGCGGGUAGCGCAUCUCUUCUCCAAGGAGCACUUCAGCUUCCAAACGGUGCCUUCUCGGCCCAGCUGCGAGACGCGCGGCUCGCCCAAGGCGCAGUUUCUGGACCAGAAGAAGCUGGGCCUGCGGCAGGAGGAGACGGAUUUCACCACCAGGGCGGCGCUGUCGGGAACCUUCUCCCCGCCGGCCGGUUCCAGAAACAGAAAGCGACGCUCCAUCUCGCGGGCCAGGCAGGUGGAGCUUCUGCUGGUGGCCGACGACUCCAUGGCCAAGAAGUACGGCAAGGGUCUCCAUCACUACCUGCUGACCUUGGCCACCAUUGCCUCCCGCCUCUAUGGACAUGCCAGUAUUGAAAACCACAUCCGCCUAGCGGUGGUGAAGGUGGUGGUGCUGGGGGACAAGGAGAAGGGCUUGGAGGUGAACAAGAACGCGGCCACCACCCUCAAGAACUUCUGCAAGUGGCAGCACCAGCACAACCAACUGGACGACCAGCAUGAGGAACAUUACGACGCUGCCAUCCUCUUCACCCGUGAGGAUUUAUGUGGGCACCAUUCAUGUGAUACUCUGGGAAUGGCUGACGUUGGAACCAUAUGCUCUCCUGAGCGCAGCUGUGCAGUGAUUGAAGAUGACGGCCUCCAUGCGGCUUUUACGGUGGCUCACGAAAUUGGACAUCUCCUUGGACUUUCCCACGACGACUCCAAAUUCUGUGAGGAGAACUUUGGUUCCAUGGAAGAUAAGAGGCUUAUGUCUUCUAUCUUAACAAGCAUUGAUGCUUCUAAACCCUGGUCCAAAUGCACUUCAGCAACAAUAACAGAAUUUCUGGAUGAUGGCCAUGGUAACUGUUUACUGGAUCAACCACGAAAACAGAUCUUGGGCCCUGAGGAGCUUCCAGGACAAACAUAUGAUGCCAUUCGUCAAUGCAAGCUGGCAUUUGGGUCUGAAUACACAGUGUGUCCUGGAAUGGAUGUGUGCUCUCGUCUGUGGUGUGCGGUUGUUCGCCAAGGUCAGAUGGUGUGUUUGACCAAAAAACUCCCUGCUGUGGAGGGGACGCCAUGCGGAAAAGGAAGGAUCUGCCUUCAGGGGAAAUGUGUUGAUAAAACAAAGAAAAAAUAUUACUCGGCUUCAAACCAUGGGAACUGGGGUUCCUGGGGACCAUGGGGACAGUGCUCUCGCACAUGUGGUGGAGGUGUUCAGUUUGCAUAUCGUCACUGCAAUAACCCUGCACCUAGAAACAAUGGCCGGUAUUGCACAGGAAAGCGGGCAAUCUAUCGCUCCUGUAAUGUCCUGCCGUGUCCUGCCAAUGCUAAAGCUUUUCGCCAGGAACAAUGUGAAGCAAGAAACGGUUACCAGUCCGAUGCAAAAGGUGUCAAAACCUUUGUAGAAUGGGUCCCUAAGUAUGCAGGAGUGCUGCCGGGAGAUGUUUGCAAGCUCACUUGCCGAGCCAAAGGAACUGGCUACUAUGUAGUUUUUUCUCAAAAGGUGACUGAUGGAACGGAAUGCAGGCCGUACAGUAAUUCAGUCUGUGUCCGUGGCAAAUGUGUGAGAACAGGAUGUGAUGGCAUUAUUGGCUCGAAGCUGCAGUAUGAUAAAUGUGGAAUCUGUGGUGGAGACAAUUCCAGCUGCACAAAAAUUAUGGGAACCUUUAAUAAAAAAAGUAAGGGCUACACAGAUAUUGUGAAAAUACCAGAGGGAGCAACACACAUCAAAAUCCGACAGUUCAAAGCAAAAGACCAGAGUAGAUUCACAGCUUACUUGGCCCUGAAAAAGAAAAAUGGUGAGUACCUUGUCAAUGGGAAGUACAUGAUCUCAACCUCAGAAACCAUCAUCGACCUCAAUGGAACUGUCAUGAACUAUAGCGGCUGGAGUCACAAGGACGAUUUCUUGCAUGCAAUGGGACAUACAGGCACAAAGGAGAUCCUUAUUGUACAGAUUCUUGCAACUGACCCAACAAAACCAUUGGACGUCCGUUACAGUUUUUAUGUGCCAAAGAAGCCAACCCAAAUGACAAACUCUGUCACCAGCAACAGCAGCAGUAACAAACUGGCGACGCCGCUCACCCAACCCCAGUGGGUAACUGGACCAUGGCUUUCUUGCUCUCGAACAUGUGACACAGGCUGGCACACAAGAACUGUCCAGUGCAAAGACAGAAAUGAAAAAUUAGCUAAAGGGUGUCUUCUGUCUCAAAGACCUUCAGCAUUCAAGCAGUGCUUGCUCAAAAAAUGUUAACCUGUGGUUCCAUCGGCUUCUUAAAAAGGAGCCUCAUUAAGUCAUAGUUGACAUGUUGACAUAAGGUCUACCCCGGCACAGAGAAAAGCCAACACUUCAAUAUGCUUUCAUGUUGUCUCAAAUUAUGGGCAGAAUCUGCCUAUUUGGACCAAAUGAAGAUAUGCACUGCUCUGAGUCAUAGUGAGGUGAUCUUGAUAUGUCAAAGGCACUAAACAUUAGUUGCUACAAGCCCUUUGUAUCUGCAAAUAAGAAGAGGAUAAACCAGUGAAUCAUCUCCCUUAUCUCACCUACCUCUAACACAGUAUGUCCUUAGACAACUUGUCAUACUUACCCACAAUACCACAAUAGCUUUUUAUACUAUUUGUAAAUAUCUCUGCUUUGGUAUGUCACUUUAUAAUCACUUGAUCAUCUUGUGGAAGAACAGACCUUUCUAUACGACACAAGUGAUUGACCAAAGUAUGUCUACAGCCAUUGAGGACUCCACUCUUUCAAAAAUGGCUGCGGAUAUUUUACUGGAAAGUUAAAGAGCUUGCUGCUUUAUUUAAAAAAAAAAAAGAUUUAAUUUUUGACAAAAGGAAAUGCAUUUCCAUCCUAGGAAUUUCCUGACAAGACUUUAUUUCUGUAUUAAUGCCUUUCUAACCAGAUAUUCUCAUACAAGUGGACCUCUGCAGCA